UUUUAUACAAGGAUUUGUAAGAGAGGUAAAGGAAAACCUUGAAGUAAUGUCAACAAUCUUGAAUGUUUUGAUUGGUGUUUUAGCAGUUGGAGCUGCAGUUUUCCUAAAUUAUCCAGCUCCACCGCAAUCACCCAUAGUUUACCAAUGGCAAAGCCCAGGAAAAUUCAUGCAGUACAAAGAGAAGAAUAUAUUCUAUAAAGAUGAGCUAGGUAAUGGGACUGGCACUGUUCUCUGUCUUCAUGGAUUUCCAACAUCAAGUUUUGACUGGUACAAGUUAUGGCCUGCCUUAAAAAGGAAGUUUGGUCGAGUUGUAGCUUUGGACUUUCUUGGAUUAGGAUUCAGUGAUAAACCGCGAUUUCACAAAUAUUCUAUUUUUGAACAAGCUUCCAUUGUGGAGGAACUUCUGCAAACUCUACAGACUAAUAAAGUUCAUAUCUUAGCACAUGAUUAUGGUGAUACUGUAGCCCAAGAACUCAUUGCAAGACAUUUAGAUGCUGCUGAAGAAAAGAAGAAUUAUGUGAAUGUUAUGUCUCUGUGUCUUUUAAAUGGAGGAAUUUUCCCUGCAAAACACCAUCCCAGACUGAUGCAAAGGAUACUUGUCCUGCCCCUUGUUGGUACAAUUCUCUCAAAGUUCAUCAAUUAUUAUGUCUUUAGAAAUGCGCUUGGGGAGGUGUUUGGACCUGAGACUUGGCCAACUACUGCAGAGUUCCGAGAUUUUUGGGGAAUUAUAAGACAUAAUGAUGGAUAUCGAGUACUAGGAUCACUUCUGUCUUAUCUUGAAGAGAGAAAGACAAAUGAAGAACGCUGGGUAGGUGGUCUUCAGAAGACUGUAUUGCCAGUACAUGUGAUAUAUGGACCAGCAGAUCCUGUAAAUCCUCCUGAAUUUAUAGAAUAUUACAGAGCUGUCAUUCCUAAACCUAGUAUGACAGUAUUACCAGAAAACAUAGGGCACUAUCCACAACUGGAAGCUCCAGAAGCAACUGCGGAUGCAUACAUCAGUUUCUUGGAGACUAUCUCCUCUUAACUUACUUCAAGUAUAAAAAAGAAAGUUUUUUUUCCAAAGAUAAAAACUAUCUUGUUACGAUCAUGAACAAAACACAUGCAAAAUUGUUGUAGUUGUGUAAAAUACCUGACCAAACCCAUCAGUGUUAUGUACAAUUUACUCUGGAAUGAACAUGCGUUCUAUAAACCUAACUAUUUAGUUAAAAUUAUAUAGUUUCCCAAAGUAUUAAAAUAUGUGACUAUGAUAAUGCGCAUUCAUUAUCAAAAUGUUAAUCAGUAAUUUUAUUGCACAUACAUUAGUUUAAUCAUGUGAGUAUAGUUUUAUUAAUUACAUGCGUUUUCCAACACACUGAAAGAAUGAAAUAAUAUAUAAAUAAAGAAUUUGGUAUGACUUGCUUGGUAGGUGGAAUUUUUGGAAUCAACUCUGUGAACAUAUCAAAUUAUUUAUGAGUGAAGAAAGUGUUUGAUUUAUUUCUAAUUCAUUAAAUGUAUUUUGAAGUAUACUUUUAAUGUUUUGAAUCUGUUGAAUGGUGAUUAAUACUUAAAACUGUACUGUAACAUGUUUCUCCAUGCUGAGAUUAAUACUUCAGGAACUAAAGGGCACUUAUAAAUUCAACUUUCCACUUCCAUUUCAUUUAAUCUUUCAUUUGAGAGUUGUUCGUAUUAAAUUACAGAGACAAGUUUUACUUGCUUUCUUUUUAAGAAUGACACAGUGAGCCACUAGGAUAUUGAAUUAGCUAUUCUAAACUUAGAGAAUUCUAUUAUUUUACUUAAUGUUUAGUUUCUGCUUUAUAAUACUGUUUUUGUAAAUUGAUAUUCAACUAAAAGCAUUAAAGAGUAAAAUGCGUAGGCUUAUUAAUUUGUAAUAUAUAGAAAGUUUAGCAGAGCCCCAGCUAUAUUGUGGUCACUUUACCUCUUGCAACAUUUAAUAAGUAAAGUUUUGAACAUCUUUCUGCUUAAUAACACCAAAUAUCAAAUAUUGUUAAUAGUUAUAUUGCUGAUAAUUGUUAAAUCAAAAGAGAGAGAGAGAGGUGACAUAAGCUCUGUGGCAUCAUUUAACUAAUACAUACAGUGUUGAAAUCUGAAUAGCUAGGGAAUUUUUACUACCUAUUUAUUGUGUCACAUCUGGUCAGUGUAAGACUAUAAUUUGAAGUUACAGCACAGUUUAGUGUGCCGUAAAAAGUGAAUAGAAGAUUCUGAUCAUUAAAUGCAACAUUAGGCAGAUAAAGUACGUGUUAGUAGUUUAAAACUUUUGAAGAAAAUAAGAUAAUGCUGUACAACAGCAUUGCUCACAAUUUGAUGUCAUUAUUCGUACAGUUUGUGAAUCUAUAAUGUAUCUGGUGCUCGAGUAGAGUUAAUGGAUGUUUAUAUGAAUUUUAGUGUAGUGUAUUUUUGUGCCAAAGACAAAUCGUUCUUUUACUUGUUUCAACCUAAUUAUUGGAAUAAAUUUGUAGAAAAAACUUUUAUGCACAUGAAUAAAUAUAUUUUACUUAAAUAAC
Limulus polyphemus (Atlantic horseshoe crab) is the source of this 2501-nucleotide messenger RNA. RefSeq names its product mesoderm-specific transcript protein-like. The transcript has 12 exons. Bases 47 to 1024 code for a protein of 325 amino acids. Lineage: Eukaryota; Metazoa; Arthropoda; Merostomata; Xiphosura; Limulidae. Gene Ontology annotation, molecular function: catalytic activity. The record is from RefSeq and is a predicted model, not a curated record.